AUGCCCAAGGCCGACGCGGCGCCCUCCACGGCCGUGUCCGUGUCCCCCGCCGCGCUGCGCGGCGGCCGCCGGCGCCUGAUCCAGACGCUGGCGCUCGUGCUGCUGCUGCUGGGCGCGCUCUCGAUGGUGGCGCGGGUCGUGGACCUGUCGGCCGCCACGAGCAGCUUCAGCACGAGCGCCAAGAGCCAAUCAGGGCUCAGCGUGCGCGGCCCCGUGCGUCACAAUGGCUACACCAGCGGCAAGACGACGGCGAGUGACGUCGACGGCGCGUCCGGCAACUUGAAGGCAACUGCCGCCGCGCCCACGACGGCGCCCGUGGUGGCGCAACAGACGCUGGAGCAACUCAAGAAGCAGGAGCAACUCAAGACGCUCACCAAGAACAAGUGCUACGCGCAGCGCGACGUGGGCAUCAUCGCGGCCGUGCAGAAAGCCGCCAGGAACUUCUGCGCCAACGGCGGCUGGGACGCCCAGAAGCAGGCCCCCGUCAGCCCCCAGCAGGCCACGAAGGUCUCCACGUACCGCGUGGGCGGCGGCAUCAAGGCCGCGACCUUCCAGAACCUCAUGCUGGACCUGGUGGGCGUCGCCAUCCACGCGCCCAUCAAGAGCAUGGCCGAGGACGGCGGAAGGCACGACCCCAGGUUCAACUUCAACCCGAGACUCGUCAACUGCGCGUGCGACGAGCUGGCCAACCACUUCCGCAAGCUGCCGGGCGACAAGGAGCGCAAGGCCGAGCAGAUCUGGUACCCGACGCUCAUGGGGCUGCCCGGGGACGGCAUCCCCAUGACGACCAUCUGCAGUCCGCGGAAGCCCGAGAACAACAAGCGCUCGCCCUGGGACUUCGUCAAGAACCCGCUCCGGGCGCCCGACGGCAACGAGACCGUCGUGUUCAAGGACCCGGUCGUGCUCAUUGCGCGCCGCGACGACCACAACCCGUUCUUCCAGAUCUCGUACGCGCUGAACUCGUGGAUCAUGCUGCAGGCGCUGGGCUGGGACAUCACCAAGACUCGCGUGAUCCACCUGGACGGCGGAUACCCGUCGCCGAUCGACGCGCUGCACCAGGGAAUUCUGGCGCCGCACCACGAGAUCGUCGACGGAUCGACGCUGAUGGGCAAGCGCGUGCACUUCCGCGGGGAUGUCUUGGUGGCCCCGUUCGAGCUGUCUGGCCCCAUGAUGCAGCACCUGGAUGAUGGAGAACCGUGCUUCGAGUCGGAGCUCAUCAAGACGUUUCGCGCCAAGUCUCUUCUGACGCUGAACGUGACCCCGGAGGUGGAGCGCGAGCUUGGAGUGACGUCUAUUCGCCCCAUGAUCGUGACGGUGAUCACCCGCCGACCGUAUGGCGGUCGCACGCUUCAGCGCGUGUGGGUAAACGAGGACGAGGUGAUAGCCAACAUGCGGAUCGAGUACAAGGGCCUGAACGUCGAGUUUCGAUCCAUCGACUACGUGAACCUGACGCUGGCGGAGCAGAUGCGGACGACCAUUGAGAGCGAUAUGAUUAUUAGCAUGCACGGCGCUGGUCUGGUGAACGUGAUCUGGGCGCGGCCGAUGACGACGGUGGUGGAGAUCUUCCCCAAGGAGCGGUUCCGCUGGGGAUACCGCAACAUGUGCCAGUUUGUUGGCUGCGACUGGCAUGAGUUCCGUGGAGGCCAGGACAUCGGUGACGAUCCGGCCCCCAACACGAAGAACAAGCGCAUUCCGUACGACGAGUGGAUGGCCUUCUUCCACCCACUCUUCCGCCAAACCUAUGGCGCUUUCGAGGAGCAGCAAGCGAUUUUACGUGGAGAGGCAUCGUAAGCCUCAGUGAGUUAUUUGCGUGGCCCGCGAGCUCUGCAGUAGUGCGCGAUUCAAGUUGCAGCCAGCAUGAUGCAGCUGAAGAACCCCAGAGCACCCGGUCUAUCUACUUUAGAGAUGCAGCAAUUGAGGAGUGCAGAUGAUACGCAU
Messenger RNA from Phytophthora sojae, 1938 nucleotides. RefSeq lists its product as hypothetical. The record is from RefSeq and is a predicted model, not a curated record. The transcript is spliced from 2 exons. Gene Ontology annotation, molecular function: glycosyltransferase activity. The coding region runs from base 1 to 1791 and encodes 596 amino acids. Lineage: Eukaryota; Oomycota; Peronosporomycetes; Peronosporales; Peronosporaceae.